AUGGCCGGUCGUUUCGUUCGCGCGUCGAAGUAUCGACACAUCUUCGGGAAGCCGACCAAGAAGGACAUCUGCUAUGACAACAUCCACAUUAGUCGCAAUGCCUGGGACACCAACCUGGUCAAGGUCAACCCCGAGUACCUUUCAGUCAACUGGGACUCCUCUGGCGGCGGCGCAUUCGCAGUCAUUCCCCUGAACGAACGAGGCAAGCUGCCCGACCAAAUCCCGCUGUUUCGAGGACACACAGCCACUGUUCUCGAUACCGACUGGAACCCGUUCAACGACCGUAUCAUCGCCUCUGCCUCGGAAGACGGAAAGGUGUUUAUCUGGGAGGUGCCGCAAAACUUCACGCUUUACACCGAUGCUGAAGAGGUUCCCCAUGUCUCCCCUGUUCACAAGCUGGGAGGACACACAAGAAAGGUCGGCCAGGUCCUCUUCAACCCUGCCGCGGAGAACAUUCUCGCUUCAGCCUCCGGCGACUUUACAAUCAAGCUCUGGGAUGUCGGAACCGGCCAGAACGCCCUGACCCUGAAGCACAGCGAUAUCGUACAGAGUUUAUCCUGGGAUGCCAGUGGUAGCAUGCUCGUGACCACCUCUCGCGACAAGAAAAUCCGCGUGUGGGAUGUUCGCCAGGAGCGACCUGUCCACGAGGCGCCCGGACACGCUGGCGCCAAGAACAGCAGAGCCGUCUGGAUGGGCGAACAUAACAGGUUUGCCACUACUGGUUUCUCCAGAAUGAGUGAGCGACAGAUCGCUCUGUGGGAACCUGGCAGGAACGAGCCCAUUGGUGGAUUCACUAUGAUUGAUUCCAUUUCCGGUGUCUGCAUGCCUUUCUGGGAUGACGGUUCCAACUGUCUUUACCUUGCUGGAAAAGGUGACGGCAACAUCCGCUACUACGAGUAUGAGAACGACAAGUUUGAGUAUCUGAGUGAAUACAAAUCCGCUGAACCUCAGCGUGGUCUUGCAUUCAUGCCACGGAGGGGCAUCAACGUCCACGACAACGAGGUUAUGAGGGCCUACAAGACGGUCAACGAUUCCUACGUGGAGCCCAUCUCCUUCACUGUGCCUCGCCGCGCGGAGACUUUCCAGGCUGACAUUUUCCCCCCAGCCGUCGGCAACAAGCCAGCUGUGAGCGCCUCGGAAUGGCUCGGCGGCAAGAGUGGACUCCCAGCCAAGAUUGACCUGGAGAGCAUAUACGAGGGAACCGCACCUAAGGAGGUUCCUUCUGACUACAAGCCAAUCCCCAAGCCCGAGCCAUCUCCUCUUCCCAAGGCCGCCCCUAAGGCUGUGGAGCCUAAGGAAGCUCCCAAGCCUACUAUCCGAUCACCUCCACCCACAAUGGCAGACCAAAAGGGGUCCAUCUCUGCCAUGGCCAACAAGUAUCAGGACAACGAGGAGGUAGAGGAGGAGGAGGAUGAGACCUCUAGCUUCGAGGAGAUUUCCAAGCCUCCUCAGCGAGGAAAUGUCCGCGCCGACCCUCCCAAACCAGUCACGGUCCCCAAAGUCCAGCCAUCGUCUUCUCUCGCCACCCCCGUCACAGCCUCAUCCCACCUCAAGUCCCCCGCCGGCUCCGCGACGCCUACGCAGAUGCUCUCGCCACUCCCUAAGAACGUGGAGAGCUCUCUGGACCACAUCAAGGAGCUCAUCGAGAACCAGACCAGGAUCAUCAACGCACAGAACGACAAGAUCGGCCAACUCGUGGUUGAAGUGGACUCUCUGAAGAAGAAAGUCAGCUCCGGAUCACAGGACCAGAGCGAACGAAUCAGACAGCUGGAGUUGGAGCUUGAGGAGGCCAGAUCUUGA
This is a messenger RNA of Clonostachys rhizophaga, 1800 nucleotides long. NCBI's taxonomy places the organism in Eukaryota, Fungi, Ascomycota, Sordariomycetes, Hypocreales, Bionectriaceae. The record is from the annotation of a GenBank genome assembly.